Molecule: messenger RNA, 1234 nt
Organism: Varanus komodoensis (Komodo dragon)
Lineage: Eukaryota; Metazoa; Chordata; Lepidosauria; Squamata; Varanidae
Product: estradiol 17-beta-dehydrogenase 11-like
Exons: 8
Coding region: 160-1062 (300 amino acids)
Cellular component (GO): lipid droplet
Molecular function (GO): oxidoreductase activity, acting on the CH-OH group of donors, NAD or NADP as acceptor
Source: RefSeq, a predicted model, not a curated record
CUCAAAGCACAAAGAACGUUGUAGAAAGUGGCUUCUGAUUUACAGAAAACUUGAAUUUGAAUUAUUCGUAGUUGAAAUCUGUAGAUUUCCAGCUCAAAGAAGACGAACAUAGAGAUAGAAAAAGCAAGUCACAAGGCAGCGUGCAAAGAAGGAAGAGAAAUGAAUCUUCUAUUGGAGUUCCUCUGGCUUAUAGUCAUCAUAAUCUAUUCAUAUGUGGAGGCUUUGGUGAAACUUUUUAUUCCUGUGAAGAGAAAAUCUGUCAGGGGAGAGAUUGUCCUUAUCACCGGAGCAGCGCAUGGCAUUGGAAGACUCACAGCCUAUGAGUUUGCCAAGCAUCAAAGCAAACUGGUUCUCUGGGAUCUCAACAAGAAAGGCCUUGAGGAAACUGCCGAGGGAUGCAAGCAGCUCGGAGCUGAAGUCCACGCCUUCAGAGUGGAUUGCAGCGUCAAGGAGGAAAUCUACAGUGCUGCAGAGAAGGUAAAAAGAGAGAUUGGAGAUGUGAGUAUCUUGGUGAAUAAUGCUGGAGUGGUAGCAGCAGCUGAUUUCCUUUCCACCCUGGACAAGCAAAUUGAAAAAAUGUUUCAAGUCAACAUUCUUGCUCAUCACUGGACAGUAAAAGCAUUCCUGCCAGCAAUGGUGGAAAAUAACCACGGGCAUAUUGUCACCGUUGCUUCAGCUGGUGGGCAUGUGACUGUCCCUUUCCUAGUGUCUUAUUGUUCAAGCAAGUUUGCUGCUGUUGGAUUUCAUAAAAGUCUGAGUCAAGAACUGUCUGUACUGGGAAAAGAUGGGAUCAAAACCUCAUGCCUUUGUCCUGUUUUUAUCAACACCGGCUUUAUAAAACAUCCAAGUUCAAGGAUACUGCCUGUUCUCGAACCUGACAGAGUUGCAAAGAAACUCAUGGAUGGAAUACUUUGCAACCAAAAAAUGAUUUUUCUUCCACCUUCUUUGACAACCGCUCUACUGCUGGAAAGAAUUCUACCAGAGCGUGUCUUGCUGGCUGUGGACAAGAUAAUUAAUGUAAAAUUUGAAGCUAUUCUUGGAUGUGAGAGAAAAGAACAAUAAAUAAAUGUCCUGCAAAAGUAUGUAUAGGGACACUUUCAGUAAUAAGUUUUUCAGAAGUUAAAUUGAUUCCAAGUAAUAUGGAAUGGUGCUUUUUGUCCCGCUUUUUAUAGCAUCUUGUCUGUAACCUCUGAAAUGAAUCUCACACAUGUUUCCUUCCAAUAUAUAUUAAAAG